Molecule: messenger RNA, 2397 nt
Organism: Saccoglossus kowalevskii
Lineage: Eukaryota; Metazoa; Hemichordata; Enteropneusta; Harrimaniidae
Product: dnaJ homolog subfamily B member 4-like
Cellular component (GO): cytosol
Molecular function (GO): protein-folding chaperone binding
Source: RefSeq, a predicted model, not a curated record
CCAGCACUUUCGAUGAACUUCGAAUUCUCGUUAUUUCCCAGCUGUUGGUAUAUAAAUACGGCUGUUUCGUACGUUGUUAGUCAUUUUGUGCAUCCAGAGAAGCAAAGAAAGUCUAGUGAGUGAUAUUACUGACGAACCACGACCACUUUCAACCGUGACAUUUUCAGAAACGAUUGGGCCUGAAAUAUUAAGAGAGCUGUUCCAUUAGAUACGAUCACAACGAUUUGCUGACUCGACUACGCCCAGGAAUUCAUUGCAGAAUACUAACUAUUAACUACGAUUACCAAAUAUUAUCUUCUAUAUAACUAUUAACACUCGAUGAUGACAAAAGACUACUACAAAACGCUAGGUAUAUCUAAAGAUGCCAGCGAUGAUGCCAUCAAGAAGGCUUACCGUAAAAUGGCGCUCAAGUUUCAUCCUGACAAAAAUAAGUCUCCGGGAGCAGAAGAGAAGUUCAAAGAAAUCGCAGAAGCAUAUGAAGUACUAAGUGACAAGAAAAAGAGAGAAGUUUAUGACCAGUAUGGGGAGAAUGGACUGAAGGGUGGUGUACCUGGAGCAUCAAGUAACGAAAAUUUCUCGUACACGUUCAGCGGCGAUCCGUGGGCGACCUUCGAAACUUUUUUUGGCGGAUCGAACCCGUUUGAAGAGAUGUUCAGUGGAAUGGGGUCGGGGAUGGGCAGACAAGAGAUGAGAAUGGGCCCUGGAAUGGGAGGACCGUUUGGAGUUAGUGGCUUUUCCACAGUGGGCGGAGAGCCCAUGGACGUUAGCGACGGUAUGGGAUUCAAUAUGGGUAAUUUUCACCAACCAGGCAGAUCAAAGCAAGACCCAGCAGUUCACCACAACCUUAACGUGUCUCUUGAAGAUAUCUGUAAGGGGUGUACGAAAAAGAUGAAAAUUUCCAGAAAGGUGCUAAAUGCAGACAACCGAACAACGAGAAUGGAAGAUAAAUUGCUGGAAAUUCAAGUCAAACCCGGUUGGAAAGAAGGAACAAAAAUAACUUUCCCCAAAGAAGGGGACCAGCAUCCGAACAGGAUACCUGCGGACAUUGUCUUCACAAUAAAAGACAAACCUCACCAAAUAUUCAAGCGAGAUGGUAGUAACUUACUGUAUACAGCAAAAAUAACUCUGAAAGAGGCUCUGUGUGGAACAACAAUAAAGAUCCCAGCCCUUGAUGGUAGGAGUCUUCGGUUACCCGUACAAGAAGUCAUUAAACCAAAAACGAAAAGAAGAAUCUCUGGCGAAGGACUCCCCUUUCCUAAACAGCCAACUAGACGAGGUGAUUUGAUAGUGGACUUUGAUAUCAAAUUUCCUGAUCAUCUCUCGGACAAUGUCAAAGCGAGACUGUCGGAAUGUUUACCCAAUUGAUUUAUUUCACCACAUGUUUUUGUCUUCGACAAAUCUUAAUUCAAAAUCAAGAAAGUAUUAUUUUUUGCUGUGGGUAUGAGAAAUGAACUUUCACAGUUACUGAUGCAUAGCUAUAAGAGUACUACAUUGUUACAUGCCAAACUGACUUGUUUCAGUAUGCAAGUAUUAGGAGACGAAAUUUAAAUGUUAAUUACAUUUUCAUUCAGUGAAUGUCAGAAUGGGCAUUUUUUAUUUUCAAAUUAUUUUCAUUUGUGACUCUCUGUACAUACAGUUUCAAAUUGUUGUAUUUCAAAAUCACUGUAUUUGCUCUAUCAGAAGUGUACUUGCAUAAGCACCCUGUGCCAUCAUCUGGCAUCAAAACUAGAGCCUAUGCACUUGUCCCAGACAGGCAUAUUUCAGCUGGGACAGGUAAAUGUACAAACUACCUGAUGUCUAGAAAAUUGCCUGGAGUAUUUUUAAGAGCUUAUAAAAUGAUUAAAGCCAGAAAUCAAAAUCUUUUUCAAAUAACAUGUCUUGCUCAGGACAUCAAUUUGGAACAGGCACUUUUAUCCACCAACCAUUGGACAGGCAACUUUAAUUCCUGCAUCAUCCAUAGGGUUAUUAAUAUAUAUAGCUUAUUGUUCAUGCGCUUCUAAUGGAGCACACACAGCAUGAAUUUUAUAUUCUCCCACAUUUGAGGGAGCUUACUAGACUAUGGAUUGUUUAUUUCAGUCGUUUUCUAUAAGAUGUAAACAUUAUUUUACUAUCAUUCCUGUGUGUAUAAGUGGAAAAACUACUAUGAAUGCAGCAUGAGUGAUUAAUGCAUCCUGCUGCAGACUUGCAUUGUAGCUACAAAUUUUAGCAAAUUAAUAAUUUUAUUCAUUUGUUAAAAUAAAAUUGUUAUAAAGGUUACUUAUGAACUUAGCAAAAUUAAAACGAUUUACAGUACAUAAAAUUAUUGAGUAGCUUUAUUUGUGUGCUGCAACUACUGUAUUUGCUCUGUACGUUAGAUGCGAUUCUGUAAUAAAAGUGCAUCACAGCCUGAAAAACUUA